This is a messenger RNA of Brachypodium distachyon (stiff brome), 2813 nucleotides long. RefSeq lists its product as uncharacterized. The transcript has 2 exons. The coding region runs from base 1456 to 2058 and encodes 200 amino acids. Gene Ontology annotation, biological process: cell fate determination. The record is from RefSeq and is a predicted model, not a curated record. NCBI's taxonomy places the organism in Eukaryota, Viridiplantae, Streptophyta, Magnoliopsida, Poales, Poaceae.
UGCAGCAGAAACGAAAUAUUUUCCAUUUUCCCCGAUUCCCCUCCUCAGUCAUCGCUGCCUCCUUCCUCCUGAUAGCUUGCAGCGGCGCGGAUCCAAGCCAGCGGCGCCCUCCCUCCCUCUUCCUCCUCCCCUAGCGUCGUUGCCCUCCUGUCCUACCCGGCCGCAGUUCUCUCCCGACGACCUCGCUGUCCCCUCUCCUCUCUCUCUCGUCUGUUUGUGCUCCAGAUCCGGCGGCCGGCGGCACCUUCCCGCCUCCUCGUAGCGGCGCCUCCCUUCCCCUCCUCCGGCCGACGCACGUGUAAGAGGCUGCAGCGCUUGCAGUGCCUUCCUCCAGUCCAGACGACGUAGGUACAGAGGCAUUGACUCCUCUGAUCCACUCCCUCCUCCGACCGGCGCAGGUACAGGACGAUGCAUACCCUGCCCGCUUCCUCACCUCUUCAUCCGACCCCUCUCUCUCUCUCUCUCUGCGAGAUUAGGAAAACGACACGGGACCUGCACCCUGAUCUACAAGUUGGGUAGUACUGGAUCUGAAGUUUGCACCCUGAUCUACAAGGGGGCUACAAUAUAUACUCGUUGAAAGACAUGCUGAUCUGAAGUUGCAUUCCGUAUGAGACUAUAUGUAAUAAUGUGUACAUAACAGUAUAAUAGCGGUAUAGAAUAGUAUGAUCGUCAUACAACUUCAAUUCAUCACUUGGACCAUCCAAACAAGAUUUUGUAUUCAACCUCAAUAUCAAAACUAGGUUCUGAAUAUCUAAACAUUCAAACCAAAAUAUGAACAUUCAUUCUCAAUAUCAAUAUCAUGUGAUAUUGGCGUUGGAACCAAUGCAAUACCAAGCGUCCCAAUGUUUACAUCCAAACAAAGCAAGUGUCUUGAGAUAGCAACCAUUCAGCUAAAAGGGAUACGCAGAUGCACUAACUAAAUUUGUAUGGAAGUGAUAAAUAUUGCCCUUGUCAUGUUUAAACUCCAGAAUUAAUCAUGUAAUCGCCUAAUAUUCCAGCACACUUAUCUCCAGUGGGUCAUGUCAUCUCAGUCGACGACAACUGACCGAGUCAGGGUGUACAUGCAUUGAUGCAUUUCUUCACCAAGCGAAACGUCACGCUGUGUGAUGUUUGCAGAAGAGUUAAAUUUUGUUUAAAUUUUGAAUGCAGCUCAUUUUGUGUUAAAGUUUCAACGGAAUAUCAAUUUUAUUGUUUUGCCCGAUCUUCACAUGGCUGGAUGCUAAUCAUGUCUGGAGCAACCCACGUGCGCGAUCGGAAGUACAUCUCGUCGUCACCCACCAGACCGCCAUGUCCUCCCUCCAUGCAUGACCCUAGCUUAGCUAGCCGUUCGCUGUAGCCAAAAGCUUUGCUGCAAUGUCAAGACAUGGGACGAAGCCCGUAUAUGCAACGGUAAGCCUGAUCACAUGAACGCUGGACGACUGCUCGAUCUCAUCCCCUGGUCUGGCACUCUGGCACAUGUUUGGCCCUCUUCCCACGCGACAACCCCUCCCUCCGCACUCAUGCCCCUGUCUCGACGCCAUGCUGGGCUGCAUGCUAGAAACCUUAUCCAAUUUAAUCAAUCCAUACAUAUAUACCACCACCAAUAAGGCACAAACAACCUCGCAAGCCACAAACAAACCAACGACAUUAGCUGCAAGCCGAGACUUCGUCUUCAUGGCGAAACAAGCCAUCUUCGUGCACCUCAUCGUCACACUACUGCUGCUACUCUGCCCCGCGAGCCAAGGCGAGGAUCUGGGAGAUGCUGCAGCAGGGGCGCCGUGCGGGGCGGCGGAGCUGGUAGUGAGGCAGUGGGCGACGGGGCGGGUGGUGGAGGGGAAGCCGGAGUACGCGGUGGAGGUGAGGAACCGGUGCCGGUGCGCGCAGUCCAUGGUGCUGCUCCGCUGCUACGGCCUCAGCAGCGUCGAGGCCGUCGACCCGCUGGCCAUCCGCCCGCUCGACGCCGAGCGCUGCGUGCUCCGCGGCGGCCGAAGGAUCCCCGCCGGCGCGCCCGUGCGGUUCAAGUACGCCUGGAUGACGCCCUUCGACUUCCCGCUCCUCAGCUCACAGGCCCACUGCUAGCGCUUAAUCAAGAGGAUCAAGAGGUGGCAGCAGAUGCUACGAAUCGGACGAAAGGUGAGCCUGCCGCCUGACUGAGAGGUGCAGAGUUGCAAUAUCGGGCGAGUUUGUGAUGAGUUGUGAGAAAACUUUGUCGAGGAAUGGAUGCAGAAGCUAGCACUUGUUACUAGAUGGGCCAGCGCGCUCCGCUCCGCUGCGCCGUUGUUUGUGGGAUCAAAUCAAAUAUAGACAAUUUAAAUUUAUAUAUCUGUACAAAAGAAAAUCGUCAAGCAACUUUGUUUUCCUUUAAUAGCAUACCCAUUUCGUUGCAGAGGACUUACAUGAAGCACCGCGGGAGGAGCAGAAUGAAGCAUGGAACCACUAUUACAUACUCUGUGUUUUCCUACCGAACUGGGCUAUAAAACAUGGGCUGCAACAUUCCCUUUCGAUCGAUCUUCAAGAUAUCCGAAAGAUAGCAUUGCGACAUUGCGACAUGAGCUUCUUGGAUUCAGCAAUAACAAUGAACCAGGUUUGUCUAAUUGGAGAUCUUGGAUAGCAAUAAUCAAUUUCAAACUUGAAGGGUUGAUUCACAUGCGGCGUGGCUAAACGCAAGCCUUCUUUGCAGGCAAUGGCUUCAUCUUCAGCGUCAUCGGCACAAAAGAUGGACAAUACCAAACUUCAAUUUGGGUCUGUACAUUGCGUAAUGAGUUAAGUAUGAACUGAUGACAAAAUUUAGCAUAUAGAAAACAAAUGACAACUAAAGAUAUAAUGAAUCGACA